Penicillium mononematosum is the source of this 1503-nucleotide messenger RNA. RefSeq lists its product as uncharacterized. The transcript has 5 exons. The coding region runs from base 1 to 1503 and encodes 500 amino acids. The record is from RefSeq and is a predicted model, not a curated record. Lineage: Eukaryota; Fungi; Ascomycota; Eurotiomycetes; Eurotiales; Aspergillaceae.
AUGGAAAUUAUGGAGGUCGGAGCCCUAAAGUCACAAUUCUCUGAGUUGUUUGAAGAAAACAAGAAGGUCUUGGUCGAGGAGGCUUUUCGAAUCAUUGAAACGCACGAGGAGCGAAUCCGAGACCUUAAGUUUGAACUUGAGAGCGAGAAGAGUUCUCGACGCACAUUCCAAGAGGAAAACGACGAAGCUAAAAAAGAAGUUAGGAGGUUAAACGAUAUCCAUAAUAGGUAUCCCUUCAUAGUUGUGCUAGUUGAUGGCGAUGGCGCCAAAUUCCUAGACACUUUGCUACAGAGUCCAGACGGCGCUGUUGAAGCCUCCAGGAGGCUUACAAAGGCAGUAAGAGAUUAUUUGCGGGACAGUCCAUACAGCAGCGAGGACGUGCCCAUCCUUGUCCGAAUCUAUGCAAAUCUGAAUGAUCUGGCGAGGGCAUUGCAUAAAAACAAAGUAAUACCGUUCGAGAAGGAUUUGCAUCGCUUUGCAGAACAAUUCACCAACAGUCGGGCUGAAUUCGAGUUUAUCAAUGUUGGUCCGGGCAAAGAGAACGCGGAUGCUAAAAUGAACAGGAUGCUGAAUCACUUCCAUCGAAAUUUCCAGUGCAAAAAAGUGUUUUUUGCUGCUUGUCAUGAUAAAGGCUACAUACACCAGCUCCGUGAUUUUACCGGAGAUAGUGAGGGUGAAAAGCGGAUUGUUCUCGUCGAAACGACCCCUGCAGGGACACAGUUUAAGACCCUAGGAUUUGAAAUCACCCGUUUCGAUGACGUGUUCCGUUGUGAGCAUCUUCCAAGUGAACAGGACCCCAGUCGUCUUCGCUUCCAAAGAUCUUCGGUGACUGCCGCCGAUGAAACAAACGGCACAUCCUCGUUGUGUCGGGAUUCACGUGCAAAUUCCAAUGGAGAGUUAUCUCAAGUGACAACUCUCAAUGGCCCUGCAAUUGCUACGCCUUUGAUCCAGGGAUCAAUGAUGGAUCCUGAUGUUGAUGUCUCGGGGAAUGGUGGAAUUUCUGUGAGGUAUCCUUCGACAUAUGCGACAAUUGGAGCAUCCAGUCAUCAUCAAAAUCUCACAAUCAAAAGACGCGAGACCAAAGAAAAGAAAAUAAUCGAAUAUAAUGCACGCAAACAACGAAUAGACCCACCGAUCCGGGCCCCCUCAGAUACCGCUGCCAACAACUCCUAUUUCAAGAAACUAGACCAGAUCUUACCCAGAGGAUUCUGCAAUAACCAUUAUCUUCUGGGACGCUGCGACCGGGUCUGGUGUAAAAUGGUUCAUGAUGAAAAGUUAAACGCUAGUGAGAUCGUCAUACAAAAGAACAGAGCAAGAAAGGGUCAAUGUCCCAAUGGCCCUGGUUGCUCGGAUUAUGACUGCUACCUAAGCCACCAUUGUCCCUUCGGCAAUAAUUGUGUUUACUCUCCUUGCAAGUUUUCGUUGCAUCUAUCUGAGAGUGACCUCAAGGUAGUAGAACGAUGGAUCGAAGGCGAAAGUGGACCAAGAAUUUUGGAGACGUGA